UUCAUCUUUGAAAAAGUGUAGAGAUAAACUCUAACUAGUAAAAACGGUAUAACGUAAUUCGCAACUAGUUGCAUAGUUUUUUUGUUUUUUUUAAAACACUUGUUAAGUGAACGCCAUUACAACCAGUUGGUUAAGUGCACAACCCCUAUUGAGAAUCUUUAAGAUCGCCAUCUUUUCUUCGAAAGAAAAAACCACCAAUUUAACCACCAACAUUAAUAAAAACUUUGGAUUUAUAAGUACCAUGGACGCUUUAACCAUUGCAAUGGAAGAUGCGCUCUUAGAGUCCGACAAGGAAGUAAUGGAGGUAGAGGACCAAGGAUCUAAGGUGGCUACAGUAGCUGAUCCAGCUCCUGUUCCAGCCCCUGCUGCAAUACCAGAUCCAGUUUCUGCUCCAACACCAUUUCCAACCCCUACUCCAACACCUACUUUGGCAUCUGCUUUAGCACCAGAGUUGCCUGCUUUAAUGAUCGCUUGUCCAGAUACAGCAGCAGCUCCACCAACAAUAAAGUCAUCGAAAAAGGAAUACUCGGGUUCGAAAGUUUCGGAAUCUUCAAAGUCCAAAUGCCUUCAAUGUAAGAGUAAACAUCCCCUUUAUAAAUGUGCGCACUUCCGAAAAUUGAGUCACGUGCAGAAGCUACGAAAGCCGAUACGAAAGUCACUUUUUUCCAUACAUUUCUUAAAAAUAUCAUUUGUUGAAGUUUUGUGCUUUUUCUUCCACUUAUUAACUAAAAAUCAUAACUAUCACCUUAUUGAAUAAAUUGCAUAAAUAUCACAUCUUUUUAAAUAACAAUAUUUCACAAUUCGAAGGUUGCACUUGAGAAAAUUUAUGAAAUUCUAUAAAAAAUAACCCCGGUUCAAAUAAUUUUUUUUAUUUUAAAUUGAGUUCUAUAUACUAAACUAGAUUUAGAUUCAAAGUCUUAAAUACUUCUGAAUGACAACUUAAAAGU
Molecule: messenger RNA, 947 nt
Organism: Lucilia cuprina (Australian sheep blowfly)
Lineage: Eukaryota; Metazoa; Arthropoda; Insecta; Diptera; Calliphoridae
Product: cyclin-dependent kinase inhibitor 1C-like
Exons: 3
Coding region: 242-757 (171 amino acids)
Source: RefSeq, a predicted model, not a curated record